Molecule: messenger RNA, 954 nt
Organism: Arctia plantaginis
Lineage: Eukaryota; Metazoa; Arthropoda; Insecta; Lepidoptera; Erebidae
Source: the annotation of a GenBank genome assembly
AUGGCGGGUAUAAAAGCGAAGGAGCUUAUUGAAACUGUCCGAAUGUUUCCAGCUCUCUAUGAUCAGGCACAAGAGCAAUAUAGAAACUCGGAGUACAAGGACAUUAUGUGGAAAAAAGUUGCGAAGAAACUAAAUGUAGAAGGUCAAGAGGAGGAAUGUAAAAAGAAGUGGAACGGAAUUCGUGACAGUCUGCGAAGAGCGAGACAAAAACGGAAAACCAAAUCUGGACAGGCGGCUAUAUCUUCAAAUAAAUACAAAUUUGAGACCAUUCUUGAAUUUCUGAUUCCUAACCUCGCCGAGCGGAAAGGUAUAGGUAACGUUCCUGAUGAAGCGGAAGAAAAUAAUGAAACCCAACCCACUGAUGACCCCCAAAUGCAGAACCUAAACAAUGAUAUAAAUGCAGAUAUAAAUGAGUAUGUCUCUGAUGGGACUGCAGAAUCCGAGUCGUUGCUACCACCUAGAACUCCAUCAGCUAGUCGAGUUUCUAUCGACAACAGGACUCCAUCUGCAAAACGCAAAAGAAAGCUCCCACAUACCGAAAUGAAACCUGGAGAAUCUGCAUCAUCUCAGCUAAUGGCAUAUUUAUUGGCUGAGAAAGAAGCUGAGAAGAAAAAAAAACCUAGUGACAAUGACGAACAGCAUCCCGUUGAUGUAUUUUUGUCUGGAAUUGCUGCAUCUCUGAAAUCACUGGAUCCUCUGCGCUUACAUUCUGCCAAAGGGAAGAUCUUUAAUAUUGUUCAAGAGUAUGAACUAGAGCAGCUUCGUGAAAAUAACAACCGACAAACUGCUAUGGUUGUUACAAGGAAUGUGUCCUCUGACACAACAUCUUUCACACUGUCAGAAGAAGAAGGAUCGUGUUUAGAUGGACAUCUUUCGAGUGGUGUACCACAAACAUCAUCAUCUCCUGCUGUCAAUGCUGACACGUACACCAACGUAACAUUUUUUCAACUUUAA